Molecule: messenger RNA, 2301 nt
Organism: Liolophura sinensis
Lineage: Eukaryota; Metazoa; Mollusca; Polyplacophora; Chitonida; Chitonidae
Product: tetratricopeptide repeat protein 29-like
Exons: 10
Coding region: 69-1586 (505 amino acids)
Biological process (GO): cilium movement
Cellular component (GO): cilium
Molecular function (GO): protein binding
Source: RefSeq, a predicted model, not a curated record
CAUUUUCGUAACUUCGCAAAGGUAGGCCUGAGUUUCUGUGGACUCGUGUGAUACAUUUUUGAAUAAAAAUGGCGGCCACAUUACCCCCAAUUCCAGGUGCGCCAGGAAGCGGUGGAAACAUGAUGCGAGGAACCCGUCUUCAUCAAUACAAUGUUCCAGCACCUCCACCAAAACCAAAUAAUAGACAGAUUCUCAGACCAAUACAAAAAUUUCAGAGCAAAAAGGAACGAGAAGCAUUUGCCAAAAGAAAUGAGUUAAGAAGUCAACAGCCACUUCUUACAAAAGCACAAACCUCAGAGUACCGGAACAGCUACAAGCACAAUUUAUGCCUGGACAUGCUUGCGGAAGGCUAUCACAAGUCUUAUGGUGAACUGUUCGCAUUGAUGAAAAGUCAGCAGGAUGAGCGAUUGUCAGCUGGUCCAGAGUCACUCCUGUGGACUUUACCUCAAUUGGAAGACCAGCAUGAAAAACUGGACAUGUUAAAACGGCACCUCACUGUGGCAGAGAAGGCAUCAAGAAAAGAUGACUAUGCAACCAUGUACUCAGCACGUUUUGAAUUGGCUAAAUACUUCCAGAUGACAGGAGAUAAAUGGUUGGUUGACCAUUUCUUUAACUCCUGUCUGACAGUCAGUAGUCAGGUACAAGGCGAUGGAGGCAAGAUGUUAGCACAGGGUCAUUGCAAUGUUGGAUUAGCCUUGGAGCAAAAUGGUGAUAUAUUUGGCGCAGUACAGCAUUUUGAAGCCUACUACAAACUGGCGUCCGAGAACACAGAGUGGGAAGGAAAAGAUGGUGUGACAUUGCUGACUGAUGCAUGCAUCAACAUGUACAGAAUCUACACCACUUUUGGCAACAAGAUUGAAGCAGAUGAUCCUCAUCAGUCCUUGUCCAGUUUCCAGAAGGCUUAUUCAAUGGCCAAACAAAGUGGAGAAAGAAAGUCAGCUGGGGAAGCUGCAUACAGACUUGGCCUAGCCUAUCAGAGGACAGGAGACAAUGCAACUGCCUUACAGCAUUUGACAUCCUUUUUUGAAGUGUGUAAGAUGACUCAAGAUUAUGAAGGCGUUGGGAGAGCCUGUAACUCAAUAGCAGAGUCACACAAAUGUGAUGGAGACAUUGCAGAAUGCAUCCGUUAUCUCCAGAUGUUUGUGGAGGUAUCUGAGGAACAUCAACUGGAGAAGGCCUAUAGCAAAGCCUGUCAUAACCUUGGGGCCUUGUACAACACAUUGGGGCGGUACAAAGAAGCUGCAGAAUACUUCAGUAAGGCCUACAACCUGUCCAGGGCUCACAAUGACCCUGUCUCCAUCGGCCUAAACAGGGUACAGUUUGGUAUAGCCAUGGCCCACAAGAUGCUGGGUGGAUUCUCAUCUCAUAUUAUAGCACAAAAUCGUACCUGUUUGGAGAGAUUGGGGGAGUGGAAAAGCUCACGGAUGGAUCAGGUAGCUAAUGGGCUUCCAGUGACAGAACAAAGUGAAAAAGACACAGUCGAGGAAAACAGAGUAACUCCCCAAGCAGAAAACCCAGAGGAAAAUUCUACAGCUCAGGAGAGCACAGAGGAGAAACCAGCUGCAGAGGAGAGUGCGACUUCAUAGUAGCUGUGUUCAGGUGGACAUUCAAUAUAGCAUGUGAAUAUAAAUCUUUACUAUUUGCAGACAGAAAACUUUCUGACAUGGACCUUUUGAGAAUAGUUGGAUGCGUUACCAGGGAAGCGAGACGUGGAGUAUCAUCCUUCAUAGUUCUAAGUCAGUUUUACCACUUGGGUAUAACAGUAUUUAUGUUUGGAAGUUGCUCUUUCUUCUGGUGAGAUAAUGAAUGAGCAAUCCCUCUGAAUACUCUUGCAGGUCACCUAAGCACCGUCCCUGUGACUUGUACCUCAUGAAGAUGUGGUUUAUACAUUUUCUCGACAUCCUGGUACACAAAAUAGUAUGCCUUUUUCUCUGUAAACUUCUCUGGUGAAGUGUGAGGGAUUGCCUUUGCAUAUCAUCACUACUGUGAUACUGGAUCAUUUACAAUUCAAAAAGCUUAUGAUGCACAAAGAUUGACUUGUGAUAUAUAUAUAUGUUUACACAUGAUGAAAAUUGUUUGGUCGCAUGUUAAUUGGAUAUUGAAUGGAUGUUCUCUGUCAAGUGGCAAAGCAAAAUAAUUUUAUUAUAAUACAGAAACUUUGGUGAAUAUAGUGAAAACUAAUAUAUAUACAGUUCACUUUGCUCACAUUUUUUCUCAGCUUUUCAGUGAUUGUAAUUAUUUAGUGUUAUAUUGUUAUUUAUUUGUGUAUAUAUCAAAGAAAUAAAUGUUUUGUAAAGUAUA